UACUAUCCUUUCUUUUUCGACCACGUGCUGCAAUUGGUGGUAAUGUCCGAAGCGUGCUCAAAUUAUUUGCCGAAACUCAUGUAACAAAAUGUCGGAAACUUCAGAGGACGAACAGGCGCAGCUGCAGACCAGCGACGAAGAAGAGGAGCAGCUGAGUGGCGAAGAGGAUGAGGAAGAUGGUUCGGGAGCAGAGGAUGAUGAGGAUGAGGCUGCGGAAAGCGGCGAAGAGGAAGGAGAAAGUGGCUCUGAGGCGGAGGACGAGGAAGCCGGGGAUCAAAAGCUGACCUGGAAAGAUCUCGGUCUCAAUGAGACUUUAUGCCAGGCAUGCGAUGAACUGAAGUGGAAGGCACCUUCAAAAAUCCAGCGUGAGGCUAUUCCGGUGGCUCUGCAGGGCAAGGAUGUCAUUGGCCUGGCGGAGACGGGUUCCGGCAAAACUGGAGCCUUUGCACUGCCCAUUUUGCACGCCCUGCUCGAGAACCCGCAGCGAUAUUUCGCUUUGGUUUUGACGCCCACGAGGGAACUGGCCUUCCAAAUUGGCGAGCAGUUCGAGGCGCUUGGCAGCAGCAUUGGCAUCAAGUGCUGUGUGGUCGUCGGCGGCAUGGACAUGGUUGCCCAGGGUUUGCAGCUGGCCAAGAAACCGCACAUCAUCAUUGCCACGCCAGGUCGUCUUGUCGAUCACCUCGAGAAUAUGAAGGGCUUCAACCUAAAGGCCAUUAAAUAUCUGGUCAUGGACGAGGCGGAUCGGAUUCUCAACAUGGACUUCGAGGUGGAGCUAGACAAAAUUCUAAAGGUUCUGCCCCGCGAACGACGCACUUUUCUCUUCAGUGCGACCAUGACCAAGAAGGUGAAGAAACUGCAGCGCGCCUCGCUCAAGGAUCCGGUGAAGGUUGAGGUGUCCAACAAGUACCAGACGGUAGAGCAGUUGCAGCAGUCAUAUCUGUUUAUCCCAGUCAAAUACAAGGACGUGUACCUGGUGCAUAUCCUCAACGAACUGGCGGGCAACAGCUUCAUGAUCUUUUGUAGCACCUGCAAUAACACGGUUAAGACAGCCCUCAUGCUUCGGGCAUUGGGACUGGCUGCCAUUCCUCUGCACGGUCAAAUGUCGCAAAACAAGCGACUGGCCGCUUUAAACAAAUUUAAGGCCAAGAACCGGUCCAUUCUCAUUUCCACCGAUGUGGCUUCUCGUGGUCUGGACAUUCCCCACGUGGAUGUGGUGGUGAACUUUGACAUACCCACGCACAGCAAGGACUACAUCCACCGAGUUGGUCGAACUGCGAGAGCGGGACGCUCCGGUAAAGCCAUAACGCUAGUCAGCCAGUACGACAUUGAACUGUACCAGCGCAUCGAGCACUUGUUGGGCAAGCAACUGCCGCUGUACAAGUGCGAGGAGGACGAGGUGAUGGCCCUCCAGGAGCGAGUGGCCGAGGCCCAGCGCACUGCCAAGCUGGAGCUGAAGGAUCUGGAGGACACGAAAGGUGGCCGGGGCCACAAACGGGGCGGGGACAACCACGACGAUUCGGAGCACUUCACGGGUGCCCGCAAACGCAUGAAGCCAAUGGGAGGCGGUGCUGGUGGGAACCGAGGAGGUGGUGGUGGUGGAAAGAAGGGGGGCUUCGGCAAAAAGAACUGGAACAAGGGCAAACAAAAGAGAUAAAACAGGCCUAGGUUUUAGUUAAGUCUCGAUUUUAACUAGUGUUACUCUAUUUCAUAGUAAAAAAUAAAUAUACAAAUAAUAAACAAAACAAACCAUUGAACGAAA
Messenger RNA from Drosophila ficusphila, 1759 nucleotides. It is a transcript of the gene pths, whose product is annotated as probable ATP-dependent RNA helicase DDX47. Lineage: Eukaryota; Metazoa; Arthropoda; Insecta; Diptera; Drosophilidae. Gene Ontology annotation, molecular function: ATP binding; nucleic acid binding; RNA helicase activity. Bases 89 to 1654 code for a protein of 521 amino acids. The record is from RefSeq and is a predicted model, not a curated record. The transcript has 3 exons.